GUUUUGACUCACCAACUUGCAACGCAUCUAGGAGGGGUUUAUCUUUGUUUUGUGCAAGCACAUGCGUUUGUUGCUUUCUAUUUUUAGUUUCAUCCGCAUAAAGCAUGUGAUUUGUGCAAAAUUUAUGUUGUGUAAUGUGUUGUGAAUAAGGAUUUCGAUGAAGGUAAGUAAAAAAGUGUUUUUUUUUCUACAUAUUCAUAGAUUAGGUAUAAACACAACAAAAGGUACAUUUUCAAUUGCACUUAGAAAUUUGCUGUCCAGAUUGAGAGAAAAUUAAUGGGUAUUUUUUUAGAAUAAAAACUUGGUUUUUGUAGACACUGCACCAAUGUAUCUUAGCCGCAAAUUUGUUCUUUAUUUACCUUUGCAUUUAUGGUUAUAAUAAGCAGUGUUAAUACCUCGUAUUUCUCCUUCGACUUUAGUUUAAUAUUUUUUCAAGGUAAAUAAUAUAUCAUUUUCAUUAGCACUGCGCUUAUACGAAGUGCGUCAAAAAUAUUAUUUGGGGCAAACUCCUAGUGGCGGCGCACUUUGACAAAAUGCAUGAAGAUUUAUUUCAAUUCCACCUCGAAUUUCACACUUUAUCUGUAAUUAGGUCUUAAGUGCUAGUGAUACAUCCGAGGAUACAUCGGAUGUUACCACAGAUGUAUCUACCCCUUUUUCAAACAUUGCUUCUGUCCUUCAUUUCAGCGUGCUGACCUACCAUUUUGUGGCUUGACUAUGGGCUCGAAUAUGAAUAACGAACACACAACCAACAGUGCGUACCAAGGUACGGACGAAUUUGAGAAAGAAAUACCAGCAUUACCUCAAGAUUUAAAAAAUGUUUUAAAAAUUUCGGGUUAUUACAAUAUUGAAUCAUUAAGUAACAUUACAAACGAUGAUAUACAGGCAAUAGAACAGUUUGGAAGGGAGGAACUAACCAGUUUAAUAGACGAAGCCGAGUACGAGCAAUAUUUCGGAGUGUAUAAAAGAGUACCACAAAAGUUUAAACUAUUACCUGGUCAUAAGAAGUUGUUAAAAAUCGCAUCAGAGACACUUAAAAAAAAAUUAAACGAACAAAAAAAUAUUCAAAAGUUUCAAAAUCCAUUAAGUUCUCGACAACGUAAUUGCCCAAAAACUCAAGUGAGAGAGGAAGUUAUUGAUUUGCAUUUAGAAAAAAAUAAUUUAAGAAAAGAGCUCUUAAAAAAGUGCAAAGAUAUAAUUCAGGAAGCAACUUUAGAUUUAAACAAAAAAAGUGAAUAUCUUACCAGAUUGGACAAUAUUGAGGUAACUGUUCAAAUAGGGCACAAUGAUGACCUGUUUGGCACAGUCUGUUGUAUAUUAUGUCAAAAUAAAGUAAAACUUUUUUUUGAACAGCGAAAAAGUACUUGCGCUCCGCGGUGGUUAAGAGGAAAUUUCUACAAGCAUUUUAAAGCGCACUUUUACACCAAGAUCCCUGCCAACAAAUCAACUUUAGUGUCAAACGAAAUCGAGAAUGAAACGAAUUCCCAAGGCAAUUGUCGUCCAAAUAAAAAAUUUAAGACAAUGCUCAAUUAUUUAGAAAAACCCUCGGAAAACCCCAAAAUCGAUUUUUUAAGUGUGUCGGGCAUCGAAAAAAAUUCGAGUAAUACUAGUCACGUUGUUUCGCACAUCGAUUGUGAAUUUAAUCUCCAAUCAGAACCCAAACGUCCCAAACCAUCGUCAACAAUAACCUCGACAAUAACUAACGAUCAAACUCGUGAUCAACUAACGAAUCAACAAGCGUGCACUAAAAAAGUUAAUGUAAUACAAAAUGUGUUACUGAACACAAAGUCUGAUGAUACAGUGAAAUCUCGGGUGGAAUUUGAAAACAAAUCAGAGGAGAAUUUAAAAAUUCCAGAUCGAGCUGCAAAUUCAAGAAGUGACAGGAUCAAACGCAAAUUAUCUGUAAUACCUCAAAAUCAACCCUAUAUAACAACAUUUUUCCCUUAUGUAAAUAGCGUAGAGAAAGUGAUGCAAGAAAAUGCAGAAUUAAAAAGAUUAUUUUUGGAUAACUGUAAAAAAAUAAAUGUUUUUGAAAACCAUCCCAAUGAAAGUAGCGACGACGAGAAUAUCAAAGGUUUGUUAAAUUUGCUAAUCAAAACAGCCACAGCAAAUAACAAUAAUACAAAGAAAAGCAAUAAGUACAACCUCACCUUAAAGAAAUUCUCUAAUUAUCUAUUUAUCAUCGGAGGCAGAUUACUAUACGAGACUUUAUAUCUAAAUUUGAAUGGAGCUUUGCCUUCUAUAUCUACUGUACAACGUGAACUAUUCAAAAAUUGUUCCAUCGAAGAAGGUGUUCCAAGAAUCAAGCAGCUGAGUGAACAUCUAUCGAAACGCAAUUUUCCAAAAACAGUGUGGCUUAGUGAAGAUGGAACACGUAUUAAUGGCAGGAUCCAGUAUUGUGCAUCAACCGAUACAAAUGUGGGGUUUGUAUUACCUAUUAAUCCUAAUGGAUAUCCAAACAAUAUGGCAUUUAAAGCAACAUCAAUCCAGGAAGUUAAAAGACAGUUUCCGGAAGAGAGUAAGGCUAACUACACCUAUGCGUUGGUGGCCCAACCUCUUAUAGCUAAAAGUCCGCAAUUUUGUUAUUGUCUGUAUGGCACAGACAAUAGGUUCUCCUCCAGUGAUGUGCUUCAGCGAUGGAGAACCACAAUAGCUAUGGCCAAAGAUAAUGAAAUUGAAGUUCUUGGCAUGUCAUCUGAUGGGGACAGUAGAUUACUAAAGGUAAUGAAGUAUGUAACAAAGUUAUCUUCCGCGCAAAACAAUGAUGGAUGGCCGUGGUUUCAUGCUGAACUUAACAACAUUUUUCAAAAGAUGUGCACCGUUUAGUGCUAACUGAUAUUAAUUCUCAAGAUAAAAUGAAUUUCACCGCGGUGUUAAAAAUAUGUGAUGCAAAAGUAUUAGAUUUAUUAAAAAGUGCAGUUCCAAACAGCGAAGCGACUAUCUUAUAUUUGACUAUUGUAAAGAACGUUCUGGAUGCUUACAUGCAACAGGAUAUCAAAUUGGAUGAAAGAUUGUAUAAGAUAUGGUAUAGUGUAUUUAUACUACGAAUCUGGAGGCAGUGGAUUAAAGAAUCCGAUAUAUAUACAUUGAAAGACAAUUUUAUCACAUUAAAUAGCUAUACGUGCAUUGAAUUGAAUGCUCACGCCAUGAUUUUACUUAUCAGAAAAUUUGUUAGUGACAAUAAUUUGUCACCGAACAUGUUUCUUCCCCAUCUUAUGAGUAGUCAGCCUUGUGAGCAGCUAUUUAGAGCUACGAGAUCCAUGACCAGUACCUACUCUACUGUGGUGAAUUACAGCAUGUUAGAAAUUUUACAUAGGUUAAACCGUAUUCACUAUCUAGAAGAUGCAAAGCAUGAACUUCAAGGAAAUUUCAAUUUUCCCAAGAGAAUGAGAGUCAGCACUACAACUGAAACUUACUAUGAACCCAUGACUGAUUGUGAUAUAGAAGCUGUAGUAUUAAAGUCACAAAAAGACGCAAUACAUACUGCUGAGAAAAUGGGAAUCAUAAACUGCGACAGAUGGACAUCUAUGAUGGAGCUGAACAAGGUACAAAUAGAUGUAGAUUGUGACGAAAAAUCAAAUGCUGGUAAUGAAGAGGACGGCGACCGAAUCGAUGAUGUUGUGCAAUGCGAGGUGCCAUGUGACGAACAAAGUACGGAUACAUCAAACAAUAAUACAUUGAUAGAAGCGAUUCAAGAAAAUGGUGAUGAUGAUGUGGAUGCAGAGGACACUGAGGUAUUGAAGCAAUGCUUCGGCGAAUCGUUAGACUUAAAGGAUUACACAGAGAAGGUGGACCUAGAUACAAAUAAUCUAUCAGGAGGCCCGUAUUUAAAAGUGGUUUUGAAAAAUGGUGCCACUAAAACCGUAAAAAAAUCUUCAGUAUGUUGGAUGCUAAAUGAAAAUAUAUCAAGAUUGAGUGCUGACCGAUUAUAUAGGUUUAAAGGCCAAACGAAUAAAAAAAAUAUAGUGUUAAACAAAAAUAGAAAAUGUAUUAAAUAUGUAACCGAGGAUGAAAAAAACUCUAAAAAUCAAGUAAGGAAACGUAGAAGCCGAGAUAACAGCUCAUCAGAAUCGGAAUUGGAAAUUGAAAAUAUCGGCCUUCACGAUUCAGAAGACAUUUCAGAUGAAGAACCGAAAAAGAUAAGUAAAGUCAACGUAAACAUUUUGAAUGAACAUUACUAUGCUGUGAAGUACGAUGCUGCGUGGUAUAUAGGGAAAGUGGUCAAUGCAAAGAAAGAAGGGUUGGUGCAAGUGAAAUUUCUGAAAGAAAAUCUUCAACAUUUUUAUUGGCCUAAACAAGAGGACGUACAAAACGUGGAAGUGAUUCAAAUUUUUUACGGACCUAUAAAAAUGUUAGGUUCAAAACCUAUGAGUUUAUCGUGGUCAGACAGACAACAAAUUUGUAAUUUAUACAAAAAUUUAAAAAAAAGUUAAUUACUUAAACUUUACUUUGUUCCCUCGUUUGUUCCUAUCGUUAAUAUUAGAAUGUAUUCAAUAGGUAUCGAUAAGUAGAAACAGUGUUAUUUUGUUUUUUUUAAUGUCCAGUAAUUAUAUUUGAUUUUACAUUUUUUUAAUAGAAGCAUACCUGUUUUUUUUAGUACGUUUUAUUUUGAAAUACUCGUGCGCAAUGUGGUAAGUAUUGUUUUGUUAUUUACGUUUCUACAAAUUGGAAAUCAAAUCCUCAUUUUUUAAACAUUAUACAUAUACCUAUUAUCACCAAUCUAAAAAAAUCCGGAAAUUCAAAUGAAAUCCAUGAGAUACAGAAGAUUAAGUAUAUUGCGAUCCAGAGGAGAUCCGAGGAAAUUCGGGGGAGAUUUGAGGAGAUCCGAGGAGAUUUGGAGGAGAUCCAAGGAAAUUUGAGGGAGAUCCAGGUGAUUUGGUGGAGAUCCAAGGAGAUUCGGAGGAGAUCCGAGGAGAUACAGGAGAUUUGGAGGAAAUCCGAGGAGAUUUUGUGAGGAGGCAAUCUUUCGUACCAAAUAAUGUGUAGUGAAUAACCCCUCGAUAAUGAUCAAUUUAUUCAAAUAUACAAAUAUUGUCGAGAUUUGUGGAAUUUAUCAGGGAAAUGAAAAGCCACACAGUUCUAAUGAUUUUAUGUUAGAUUUUGUUAUGGAGGCAAUUGAAUUAAUAAAUAAUGGUUUUUUCUACAAUACAAUUUGUUAUAAUGUAAAAAUAAUUGCAUUUAUAUGUGAUGUGCCUGCGAAAUCAUUCUUAAAAUGUAUAAAGGGGCAUAGUGGAUAUAUGUCGUGUACUAAAUGUAACAUCGAAGGAUCUUAUAUUGAAAAUCGAACAUGCUUUCCAAGCUUAGAGGGGUGGAAUUUAAGAACAGAUUCAGGUUUUCGAAUGAAAGAACAAAGCAGUCAUCAUAUUGAAACGACUAUUUUAGAAUCUAUUCCCUGUGUCGAUAUGAUUAAGUCGUUCCCCAUUGACUACAUGCAUUUGGUGUGCUUAGGUGUUACAAAAAAACUUCUAAAUAACUUAUGGCUCUGUGGUAAACCACCUCAUCGUUUUUCAUCACAACAAAUUAAAAAUUUGUCAGAUCAUUAUCUCACAUUUAAAAACCAAAUACCUUAUGAGUUUAUGAGAAAGCCAAGGUCAUUUCUGGAAGUCAAAAGGUGGAAGGCUACAGAAUUUCGUUUAUUUCUGUUUUACCUGGGUCCUAUAAUAUUAAGAAAAAGAGUCUCAGAUGAAAUAUAUGAAAACUUUUUGACCCUCCAUGUAUCAAUGACAUUACUGUCAAAGUGUGAUAAUUUACUGUAUGCUAAGCAGUUACUUAGACAUUUUGUACUAACUUACACAAUGCUUUAUGGAGAAGCAAAUGUUUCCCAUAAUAUACAUAACUUGCUUCAUCUUACUGAUGAUGUUGAAAUAUUUGGCAGUGUUGAAAACUUUAGUACAUUUCCAUUUGAAAAUAAGAUGAUGUAUAUAAAAAAACUAAUUCGUAAAGGUGAUAAAACCGCUGCAGCAAAUCGUUAAUAGAAUAUCCGAAAAAACACACAAAUUCUAUUUAAUGAUAGCAAAACAAUUACGUAUCCAAAGUUCCAAAUUGAACAUUCGAAAGGUCCACUAAUGGAAAAUAUAUCUGGCGAUAGAUGGCAACAAUUUGAAAAAAUUGUGUUUGAAAAGUUCUUAUUAUCAAUACAAGAUGCUGAUAAUUGCUGUGCACUUAUUGACAAAAGUGUGGUCAUUAUUAGAAACAUUAUAUUCCUAUGGCGUCUCCAAAUAAUACAUGGACUGUGGUGUGUUUCACCAAUGAUGAAACGGUGGAGGCAGUUCCGACAAAAUGGUUAAGUGGAGAUCAGUGCUUAUGGCCAGUGGUAACUAGAGACAAAUUAAAUACCUACAUAAGAAAAUGUGAAUUUAAUUCAUGUUGGCCAUCACACACUGUGAGAACAUUUCGGAAUGCAACAUAUGAUAAUUACUCUGUUGCGAGGAGCAAAGCUAAUAAAGCUGAAAAUACAAGUGACCUGAACACAGAUUGUGAUGAUGGUCCUUUAUCAGGAAAAAGGAAAAGAAAGAAAAAAGUGAUCUCUUCAUCUUCAGACGACUCAUCAGACACUGAAUCUAUGAAUGAGAAGCGGGCCAAUAAAGGUAAAAUGCCUUCUCCACCAGCAUGGACUGAUGAUGAACAUCGGACUCACAAAGAUUCACAUCAGUUAGCUGAACCAGAAGCAUGCAUAGAUGAACUUGAGGAACAGGUGGUUGUGGUACCACCUGUUAUUGAAUCAUUACCUUCAACCUCGAUUGCCCCUAGCCAACAAGAAAAUGAAAUUAACAAUAUCACACCACGAAAGCCUAUAGACUCCAUUAAGGAAAAUAUAAGAAGGGCAGACCGAACAAAAUGUUGUUGCAAUCCAGCUUUACUAUACAACAUUCAGGCAUUACUUAUCGAAAUCAAUAACAAGCUGAACAGUGUACCUAGGAAAGCUGAGGAAAAUGAAGAAAAUAUCAUUCGGAAAUCCGGAAUUAGUUUUCCUAUGGAAACUAUUCAGGAAUUCGACAAAUUUGAGAAAUUCUUUUCGGCAAGAGAAAAUUAUUUAGCUUUGGUUGGAUUUUUCUCAUCUAUUGGAGGAGCUAAUUUAUAUGAAUUUGUACGUAGAUGCCUUGCUCCUCUACUAUGGGAUGGAUUAUCGGAACAGUUUUCCUUCUUUGGAAAAAAAGGAAAUCUUUCCUUUGGGGAUAAAAAUUUGGCAAAAAUAAAGCCGCUGAAAAAGGUGGACAUGCAAAAAAUAAAAAGGAAGUUGAGCAGAAACUGGGGGAUUGGCUGCGAAGAUCUAAGGAACGACGCAUUCGGGCAGAACAUAAACGUGCAACAAAAAAAUAAGAAUUUAGGUGCUAUUGGAAACUUGAGUAUCCCAAACACCAUUAUAGAAUAUUAAGGCAGAGGGCAAUUUGUUGUUUAAGAGAAUAUUUUGUUUUUUACAUGUUUUCUGUAAAUACUUUGUAUCAAACUCC
Messenger RNA from Photinus pyralis (common eastern firefly), 7448 nucleotides. RefSeq lists its product as uncharacterized. NCBI's taxonomy places the organism in Eukaryota, Metazoa, Arthropoda, Insecta, Coleoptera, Lampyridae. The coding region runs from base 6203 to 7372 and encodes 389 amino acids. The transcript is spliced from 9 exons. The record is from RefSeq and is a predicted model, not a curated record.